Molecule: messenger RNA, 1000 nt
Organism: Plasmopara halstedii
Lineage: Eukaryota; Oomycota; Peronosporomycetes; Peronosporales; Peronosporaceae
Exons: 1
Coding region: 545-838 (97 amino acids)
Source: RefSeq, a predicted model, not a curated record
AAUGUGCAAGCCAUUGACAUUGUUAGAAAUUUAAGAAAAAGAAAUGCUUUUGUGUAGGCAACCAGCUUAACAGUGCCUGACCACAACUCAUAGACCAUGUCAUAUAUACGUUUAUCUUGUCAGCAUAUGUAAGACUCAGAGUACAUGCAUAAAAUUAUCUGUUACCAUAGUAAUAAAAUGUUCGUUAGACCUGUCUUGAGCCUAUCCACCAUGGCCUACUUUUCUGUCUUAUCCGACAUAAGAGCUCGCGGGGGGGUUAGAAAAUAAUAUUUGGCGCCAUCGGCCUCAUAUGGGCGUCUCCCCGGUGAAAACUCAGCACUGAUGGAAUUAAAAGGAUAGCAGCAUUAGCCACUCAUGGCUCUGCCGAUCAGCAAAGCCGCUGUAAGGACUACCAAAGAGCCAUCGCACGACCAGCAAAGUGAGUGUAUUAAAGCGUUAACCAAAAAUUAACGGUGCAUCCCAUUUUCUAUCUCUGCAAGCAAAAAAUAAUUACAAUUUCUCAAGUGCGCGUGGUAUCAUUAGUGCACUCGGGGAUCAUAGAAAGAUGCUGCCGACAUUUCUGGUCGUGCGAUGGCUCUUCCGUAAGUCUCAGUUUGUGUCGACCUACAAACGAGAAAUAUCAUCGGUAGUCCUUAGCUCCAUUAAAGAGACGCUAUCAACGCUAGAUGGCUUUGCUGAUCGGCAGAGCCAUGACUGGCUCAUGCUGCUAUCCUUUCAAUUCCGUCGAAAUAAAUCUAGUGCUGAGUUUUCAACACCGUUCCAAAAUGGGGACACGCCCAUACGAGCCGAUGAAAUUAAAAGAUCACACCGUCAGACGUCAAAAUGUGUUAAAAAGUAAGUGUAACUCUCAGCGUAGGUACAGGCAGAUACUGGACCCUCUCAAAACAUAAUAAUAAACGUACUGACCGCCAUCAAGAGUUUUUUAUUCCACUUUUCACAACAUAACUGGACAUACUAUAGGAGUUACAAUUGCUUAAAGUCAGCAUUUCUGCAGAAACUG